Messenger RNA from Penicillium angulare, 2958 nucleotides. RefSeq names its product serine/threonine protein kinase. Lineage: Eukaryota; Fungi; Ascomycota; Eurotiomycetes; Eurotiales; Aspergillaceae. The transcript is spliced from 2 exons. The coding region runs from base 1 to 2958 and encodes 985 amino acids. Gene Ontology annotation, cellular component: membrane. Gene Ontology annotation, molecular function: calcium channel activity; calcium ion binding. Gene Ontology annotation, biological process: intracellular calcium ion homeostasis; calcium ion transmembrane transport. The record is from RefSeq and is a predicted model, not a curated record.
AUGCGAAAUAAGCUGGGCAUUGCACCCAAGCACCUCGUUACACAUCGUUUUGAACAAAUACCCGAUUACCCAGCAAAUGACGGGAUGCAUAAUCCCAACGACGCAACGAUUGAUAUUCCCUUGACGGAGGGGCCGUCUCAGGGUUCCGGAUGGGGUUCUGGCUCCACGGUUGGGUUGACGGAGGGUGCUGGUGAGAAGCAUACCAUUGCACCGGGGAGACGACGCAGAACGGAUACAGAUAUCAAUGAGAUUCGGGGGAAGGCUGCGGAGGCUCCUGAUGAUGGCAGUAUUAAUUAUGUUGGACGGAUUUAUCAGGCUAUUUACAAUUUCAGUAUUGUGACUCGGUACAUGAUCUAUGUUAUUCCUGUUGGAGCGAUUAUUGCGAUUCCCAUAAUUGUGGGCGCGACUGCUUCUCCCGAUGCGAAGAUCGGUGGUGUGCAUAUUUAUUGGUUCUUUACUUGGAUUGAAGUCGUUUGGGUUAGUUUGUGGAUUUGCAAGCUGUUGGCUAAGUUGAUUCCAUUUAUCUUUAUGACUUUGUGUGGUAUUGUGAGCUCUGGUACUCGCAAGUAUGCUCUUAUUCUCAAGGCUUUGGAGUUCCCUAUCACGCUUGUCUUGUGGUGUAUUGUUUCGCUGGUUACUUUUAUUCCGAUCAUGACUGAGAAUCCUGAUAAGGAAGCUGGCAGCGACACCACUGUUAAAUCUUGGGAGAAGAGUAUUAAAAAUAUCUUGUUCGGUUUACUCGUUUGCAGUCUUAUCUUCUUAGGAGAGAAGGCUAUUGUCCAGUUGAUCUCUAUCAGCUACCAUCGCAAGCAGUUCGAUACCAGGAUCAAGGAAACGAAGCGCAAUGUCUAUCUGGUUGGUCUUCUCUUCGAUGCCUCGCGUAACAUGUUCCCCAUGUACUGCCCGGAGUUCGCCGACGAGGACAGCACUAUCAUGGAUCCAAUCCUUGGUCAAGCUACCAAGAAGAACAACAAGCGCUCUUCAAUCAUGCCUUUGCGCAUGGUCAAGGAGGUCGGUCGCCAAGUCGGCCAGCAGGCUAAUAAGAUCGGUGAUAAAGUCCAAGCAGCCGUUGGCAAUGUUACCUCAGAGCUUACUGGUAAGCGAGUGUUUGACAACAGCAACACCCACAGCGUUGUGGUCACGGUCCUUGAGCGUAAGCGUUGCGCUGCUGCUAUGGCUCGCCGUAUUUGGAUGUCUUUUGUUGUCGAGGGCCGUGAUUCCCUCUUCAUCGACGAUAUUAUGGAAGUUCUGGGAAGUGGCCAUGAGCAUGAAGCGGAAGAGGCAUUUGCCAUGCUGGACAAGGAUGGAAACGGCGACAUCAGCUUGGAUGAAAUGAUUUUGGUCGUUACCGAUUUGGCACGUCAGCGCAAGGCUUUGAACCACAGCAUGCACGACGUCGACCAGGCUAUCGGUGUCCUGGAUAACCUCUUGCUCUGUGUCGCUUUCAUCAUUGGAAUUCUCGUCUUUAUCUCGUUCGUCACCACUGGUUUCGGUACAGUCAUUGCGGCUGGCGCUACCUCUUUGCUCUCCCUGAGUUUCGUCUUCUCGACUACUUGCCAGGAAGUCCUGGGCUCUUGCAUCUUCUUGUUUGUCAAGCAUCCCUUCGACAUUGGUGACCGUGUCGACGUCAGUGACAAAGAUUACAUCGUCGAGCGUAUCUCUCUUCUGUUUACCGUUUUCCGUUCUGUUCAAGACCACCGCAUGACUCAGGUCCCCAACAACAUCCUCAACAGUCUGUGGGUUGACAAUCUUACCCGUGCUACUGCCAUGCACGAGCGUCUUACUGUUCCCGUGGCCUACGACACCACUUUCGCUGAUAUCGAGGCUCUCCGCGAUGAGAUGGAGAUUUUCGUUCGUGAAAAGGAUAACUCUCGCGACUUCCAGCCCGACUUCAACAUUGAGGUCAUUGGUGUCGGCGAUCUCGACAAGCUGCAGCUGCAAGUUGAUAUCCGUCACAAGUCCAACUGGUCCAACGAGACCGUUCGUGCCGCUCGCCGCUCUAAGUUCAUGUGUGCUCUGGUCCUGGCUAUGCGCAAACUGAAGAUCCGUGCUCCUGGAGUUGCUGCUCCCGAGGAAGAAUCCAAGGAUGGCGGUGACGACAAUGACAACGACGAUGAUGGUGACAACAAGAUGCGCACUGGUGCCGCUACUGCCGUUGCCACCGAUUCCUCCUUAGCUCCCAACACCGCCCAGGCCUCUGGUUUCGACCAGAAGCGUUCAUCCGGCACGGUUUCCCACCGUGGCUCUUCCCACGCUGCCGUUGAUGAAGCUGCUAUCGCCGACCGAUUGAACGCCCGCCCUCCCGCUGUCAGUGUCAGCCCUGGUCUGGACGAGCAGGACAACCCUCUCCAGCGCACCACCACCGGAUCCUCCAGCCAGGGCGCCCGCCAAAGCAUGAACAACGGUGCCCCCGGUGGCGCUUCCGUCGCUCGUGAGCCAUCCAAGGGUCACCGUAAGGCCGGCACCCGCAUGUCCUACGGCGGCCAGGAGCCAAUGCCUGCACCUCUCUCUCCAGUGCCUGCAGGUCUCACCCCAUCCACCAGCAACGUGCCUAUUCUCCAGGCCCCAGCACCCCCAGGCUCUCGCGGAAGCACCCGCUACGAGCCACCACCCCAUAUUGGACAGCAACAGCACAUGCAAGGCCAAGUCCCAGCUCACCCUAUCAUUGGAUCCCCUGAGUCUGGAACUUACAACACAUCCUACUACCAGUCUCAACACGCCGACCACGGCAACUACGAGACUGUUCCUCUCGGCGGAUUCGGUAGCAAUACCGCCGGCCACUACGAGACAGAGCGUUACGACCCAGUCUCCCCACCCUCCGUGUACUCUCCUCCUCACCAAAUUCCGGCAGAGACUACAACAACUGCCGAAGGCCCUGAGGGACGCCGACCUUCUUUCAUUUCGCGUACAUUGAAGCGUGACAAGAACCGAUCACCAUAUGGUGAGCAAGAUGCUUAA